AUGCUCCCUUCUGGGAUCUGUAUGCACCCUUGGCCCUGUGCAACUCAACUCGUCUGCGAAGGGCUAGGUCCAAGUCAACAUCCCCCUCGCUUCCGGCAUCCGUGCUACCCCCCCGAACCGUGUAAACAUCACAUCCGUCUAGUAGAAGAACCAGCGCAAAAAACCCCCACCCAUCCACGCUUCGAAACUGCUCGCCACGCCUGCCCAAACCCCGUUGCCCGCCGCCGAGACCGCCCUAUGGACGCAGCCACCGUCUCCCAGGCGCGCGCCCUUCUCCCCCGCGGCGCCAUCUACGGCGACUGGGCGGCAUCGGCCUUGCCGCUGCCGCACGCUUCUUCCGCCCCGUUCCUCGCGCCCGUGCACAACCGCGACACCCCGCACCAGCACCUUGCGCGCUGCGCCCUGCGCGCCUUCCUCGGCGACUCGGCCCACGCUUUCCACGUCAUCUUCACGUCCGGCGCCACGGACGCCCUGCGCACCCUCGCCCACCGCCUCCCGUGGGCCCCCGCCGACGCCUUCGUGUGCCACGCCCACGCGCACAACGCCGUCCGAGGCAUCCGCAACGAGGCCCUGAACGCCGACGCCGCCUUCCGCUCCGUCACGUCCGCCAGCCUGGAGCGCCACCUGCGUCGCACGCCCCACCCAUCGACCCCGACAUGUCCCGCCGACGCGGAGGCAGAGGCCGCCCGCCCACCGUUCGCAGUCCUCGCGUAUCCGGCAGAGUGCAAUCUCACGGGAACUACCUUCCCGUUCCGCUGGGCUCGCGAGGCGAAGCGCUGCGGCUUGUACUCGUACUCGGGGGAGCAAGUGAUCACGUUGCUGGAUACGGCAAAGCUCGCAGCUUCAUCCCCUCUCGUCCUUGACGACCACACCCCAUACGUGGACGCCGUCGUCUUUUCCCUGUACAAGCUUUCUGCAACUUUCACCGGGCUAGGCGCACUUCUCGUGCGCCGCGACUCGCUCCUCGAAUCGCUCCUCAAGUCCACCGCCGCUUCUUCGUACUUCGCAGGAGGCCUCUCUGUCGACGCUGUCUCGCCGUUCUCUCCACGUCUUUUCGCACCGUCCGCGGAUUUGCGAACGCAGCUCGAACUGGGCACGCCCAAUAUCCAAGCCAUCCACCACCUUCCGUCGCAGCUCGCCCGCUUCUCGCCGCCGAGCAUCGUCAUGGCCGGCAUACACGCCCAUGCCGCCGCGCUGGCAGCCUUGUUUUCUAGUCUUCUCACCGAGGUUUUUACGCCGCGAGGGGUGAAGAUUCACCGUGACGCGGGUCUACCGGCGGACGAGCAAACCGCCAGCACUGUUGUGGCCUUCACUCUAUAUCGCAUCGAGGGACGGUCGAGACAAUGGCAUCCCAUCGGACACAACGAGAUUGGCACCAUCUUGAAGCUGAACAACGUGUACGCGCGUACGGGGUGCAUGUGCAACGCGGGGGCUUGCUGCUCGGUGCUGGGUCUUACGGACGUGGAUGUUGCGGCCCAUUUUGCGAAGGGGCAUCGCUGUGGGGAUGCUAUGGACGUCAUUGAUGGCAAGCCCACGGGCCUUGUACGCAUCUCUUUCGGGUGGGGUAGCCGCUCCUCAGAUGUGCAUGCUAUACUUAACGUCUUGCGGAAUCACAUCAGCUAUUCCGUGUACGGGUCCCUCGGUGAAGUGGACUUCGGCACCGCCCCGAGCUUGUCUCAUUUUGUCGUACGGUCACUCCAUGUCUACCCCGUCAAGUCCUGUGCCGGGACAAGUGUCAAAAAGAUCACAUUUGAUAAACGAGGGGGUAUUCUCGGGGAUCGCCGUUUUGCAAUACAGCAAGCUGGAUCUCAAGCCCUUCUUAGCCUUAAAACCUGUCCAAUAUUGGCCGACUUGACUGCGUGGUUAGCCAAAGACGAGACGUGCCUCGUGUUGGAACUACACAAAAAGCGGGUACUACCCGGAAUGCCUCGAAAGAUGGCAAUUGACCUAGGCAUAGAUUCGUUGACCCCAAAACUACAAAGCAUGUCAUUGCCGUCUCCAACUACAAAGACCAACCACUUGUCGUCAGAGGAGCAUGAAGCUACGGGAAAGUCAGCAGUUGGUGGAGAGGAGCUGUCACAGUGGCUCAGCUCAGUCGCAGGACGACCAGUACGUUUAGUACGCUUGGCGUCUCAAUGUUCGACCACACCAACGAGCUGCAAGACUAGUGAGGACGUGCUAAUAGUGUCAGAAACGGAGAUUGAAGAGCUACGAUCAACAGCCGGAAUAGAUGAUACCGCUGUGGUGCGUGAAGCGCUUCGUCCGAAUAUUGUUCUUGGCCCCGCCUUGGAGGGCACGCGGGAGCAGUACCAAAGUCAUCCCCCAAUGAACGUUUUCAAAUCCUUCAAUGCUGACGGCCUGCACAUGGUCGCGAAAAGAAGUUGUGUACGAUGUACAGUUGUAAAUACAGUUGCCAGUGCGAGAGGGUUCGACUUGCGAGGUGAACCGUUGAGGUCAAUCGCUAGAAUAAAUCGACGACGUCAGCAAAAGGGUUUGGUCUUUGGAGUGUUAGCAAAAGCGGUACCAGAUGCAGGGGAUGCGCCACAUCAUCAACGCAUGUACAUUCCUACUCAUCUUACGUUAAAUCAGGAGGUCACCGGCUCAUUUAGGGACAGUAACAAUUGCUCUGAAGGGACCCGAAAGUCUUCCAACGCACUAUCAUAUGAGCACGAAGGAUGA
This is a messenger RNA of Chondrus crispus (carragheen), 2679 nucleotides long. RefSeq lists its product as hypothetical. The record is from RefSeq and is a predicted model, not a curated record. The transcript has a single exon. The coding region runs from base 1 to 2679 and encodes 892 amino acids. Lineage: Eukaryota; Rhodophyta; Florideophyceae; Gigartinales; Gigartinaceae.